AUGCGUAGUUGGAGAAGUGCAAUGGUGCGAAUCGUUACAUAUAAUAUGUAUGGUAAUGCACAUAAAGUAACAACACAAUCGUGGAAUCGGAUAUUGUUGACACAAGAUGAACAACGGCAACCUGACAUUAUAGCUAUCGGAUGUCAAGAAGUGGCCAUGUUUAAGUUUUAUAAGAGUAAAAAUUUUCAACGUCGUAUGACCGAAUAUAUGGCGAAACGUGGUUAUAAGAAAUUAUAUCAUGCACAUGUCGGUGGCAAUUUCGGCCUCUUUAGCGAACUAACUAGCAAGUUCUAUAAACCAAUACAACUGUUAAUUUACGUUCUACAUUCCUCACAAAAUCGUGUUCAAUUGAUAGAUGAAAAUAAAGUUAGAAGAACAUUUGUCGACAAAAGAUACAAGGGUAUUAUGGCCGGUCGAAUACAAAUUGAUGGAUCGAUCAAUAUUCUCCUUGUUAGUGGACAUUUUCCGGCGAAAGAAGAUCGAGUUGUUGAGCGAUAUCAAUUCAUAUUUGGUGAUCUCAACUGGAGAAGUACGGGAAAAACACCCGAGCAAUUAGUAAAAUUAGUAGAAGAAAAGAAUUUUAAUGAAAUAUUAUCAGUAGAUGAAGUAUGUUAG
Molecule: messenger RNA, 615 nt
Organism: Didymodactylos carnosus
Lineage: Eukaryota; Metazoa; Rotifera; Eurotatoria; Philodinida; Philodinidae
Source: the annotation of a GenBank genome assembly